CUUGGACCGUCUGCUUUGUAGUCACUGCCUAGGGCGUCCAGCUUGCCUCAUCACUAAUUUCUGCUCGCUGUUCUCAACAGCGAGGACGCUAUCAAGUUUCUUUUAUUUCCCUUUGCGGUUGAUGAUUAGCCUUUCAGGCUGUGAUGACGCCGCGCCCACUCAUUUCUUCUUCGAGGCGUCCUUUAUCCGCCAUCUUCCUGGGAUCGUUACCACCCAAGGAGCAGGUCAUUCCUAACUUUUCUGAGCCUCCAGAAAGCCCAAGUGCAGUGUCAAGUUCAUCUGGCCUUCCUUCACCACCCGCAACCAAUUCAACGGGAAGUGGUUCAACAGGUGAUAACAAGAGUACAACCGCGGGCAGUCUACGCCAGCGACCUGCCUCGUAUGCCGGUAGCGUAAACAUGACCCACCGUAAUUAUGACACACCCAGCAUAUCCGAAAAAUCUUCCAGAAAUAUUGACGACGAUGACGAUGACGAAAACGACUAUUCAAAUGAAGAAGACGACACCGCUCGCCUUGACCGCAGUCAUGCAAUAAAGAGUCCAAACGAAAACCUCAUGGCCUUGCAACGAGUUAAAAGCCUUGCUGAGCGCAACCGCAUGUAUGAUGAAACACCGCAAUAUGAUAGCGCACUUUCUGGCUCUGAAACAGAACGCGAGAGUCAGCGCGCUCCAACUCCCUCGUAUUCUAAUUCGCAUUCCAACUCUCGCUCAUAUGGUUCUUCAUCUCCAGAACGGUCGUUAACGCCUCCUCCAAGCACUAGUACAAGAGAACGCCGCAUAUCUGCUCCCGCUUCACCGGUUAGAUCGCGACAGCCUUCUCCUGCCCCCUCGCACACUCCUCGGAAGCGAGUAUCUAUCGCCGGUGCACUAUCUGUGUCUAGAGAUAACGCAUCUUACGAUGUGACGAACGCCGCACUAGCUGCUGUAGCAUCUUCACGACGAAGUCCAACAGGCACAGGAAGCGUUAAUCGACGUUCGCGGCAGCCACUUCCAAGAGAAUUUAGAGACGGUGAUCGAGUCCGUACUUUGGAUGGCAGGACUUCCAUCGAGCCUAUGACACCACAUCACAACUCGCAUCAAGAUAGCUACACUUCUAAUGCCAGCACUUCUCACAGAACCUCGUACGCAAAUGCCAAUCCUCAAUAUUCACCACGUGGCGCUCGUGCUAAUCUUCCAUCAACCGUUCGCGAACUAACGCGCCGUCACCAAACGCGUUGGCUAUCGGACGAUAUUUCAAGCCUUCCGGAUUCUGGCCGCAGACAAACACAGCGCGGCGGCAGUGCCGAAAGCACCCUGGGAGCUGGAGGACGCCUGGCUGGUGAAGGCCUACGUGCUGCUGGCAUAGGUAUGCGGAACGUGACACAGGCCAAUGAUGACGUCUUUGUACACAGCAAUGGCUCGCACGUGUCUUUGCGUCGCGCACGGACAGCUGGCUCCAGCACCCAUCGAACCGUCGAGUGGGAGGACGAAGAUAGAGUGGCGGAUGACAGGAGUCGGGCAAGCGGCUCCAGUGGCACACGACUCAGUGAAGGUGCAGGUCCCUCCGCAAGGUCACAUCUAUCUUCAGAUCCGAGUAGGGCAUCAUCUACACUUUUAGUUGAACGAGAUUCGAGAGGGGGGCGUGUAGCUUCUUCAAGGCCAGCAACCUCGAUGGCAGAGUUCUAUCAUGGGGAGGAUGGAGGUGCCGGAAGGGGAGCGGCAUUUUUACUCCGAUCCAGACGGCAAUACUCGGGCAUUGAGCGACAACCUUCGGGAGCAUCGCCUGGUGUCCGUCCGCUUCCACCCCAACAAGUCCCAGCGGCACCAACACCACCAGACAGAUCACGUAGCGGCACACUCACUCGACGUCACACCACAAUGACACCUCUUGGGAAUGGGUUGGUCUCUAGUCACCAACAGAGCGCGGAGCAUACCCAGCUCAUGCUAGAAUCUCUGAAAAUGUUCGAGAAUAUCUUGUCCCGUCUGCCGAAUCAGUCUGCAUCCGUACCAGAACUGUUCCGCAGCGCAGAAACCAUCGUUCUUGCUUCCGAGAAGUUAAAUGCGUUGUUGAGAACGGGUACAAAUCGAGCGCUGGAACAGCAGAUUGACGCCGAGAUGGAUGAUGAGAGAUCGGGCAAGAUACCCACCGGUGAAAUCUGGAGGAGAGUGGGAGGGGAGUACCGCGAGAGCCUGCGUGUGAGCGACGAAGUCGUCCGAACGAUUACAGGGUUUUUGCUUGGAGUGGGCAAAAUUGUGAAGGAAGCAUCUGCUGGUCCUUUGAAUGAUCCCGAACCACAGCACUCAAGAAGCGGCCCUGGUAAUGACGUUUCUCGCCGAACACCCGAAAUAGAUAGGAGCAGUAAUAGAAGUCGACUGGAUGGAAGGAGGAGUGUGGAGUCAAGACGGAGUUGGGAGCCUUCUGCCUCCACUGCUGACUCGUCCAGAAGGCUCACUGGUCGCGGUGAAGGAACUAUCGCACGUCCACCUUCGUCAAGCGACUUUGAUCCAGAUCAGAAUCAGCCUUCUUCGUCACGCAAUUCCCUUCCUCUCCCUCCGCUGCCGCUGUCUGCCACGCGUAGGCUUUUCACACCGCGAGAACAACGUGAUCGUCAAAUGACGUCAAAUGCACUCGCUUCUCAUAAUAUCUCAUCCGAUAUUGUUGAUCUUUCCCUUGAGUAUGAGCCUUCACCAACACCUGCCGCUCGGGGUGUACCUGCGGGCCGCCAAAAACCACUUCCGUCUCUUGCCAUCCCCCCACCUCUUCCUACCUUACCUUCUGAAUCGCUUAUGGGCAGGUUGACAAGCAAUUCGCUAGACAAAAGCAACAAUCGCAAACCAUCUACUACAUCCGCCGCUACCAUCCGAGGUAUCCCCUUGCCAUCCGCCAAUCCGACAACCGCUGUAACUACCCAUACGGUAUCCAACUCCCCUGAAAACUCAACAUUCCCUCUAUCCCGCGUUGACUCCAAAGACUCCGUUCGUUCAUCUGUAACCUUCUCGCGUCCUUCUGAAGUAUCACUAUCUGCGCUACAACAGCAGCACUCACGAGACGAGGCACGCAGGAAGGCCAUUACGUCCUCUUCUAACACUGAAGAAGACACGAGUGUUCCUCCGGCACCUUCGCCUGCUCAAGUCCGUUCUCCACUUUCAGGCUCAGAGACGGAGCGAGAUACUCGCCGGCGGACGUUUGGUUCACGAGCAGCUCGUAUGUCACUGGACAGCAUUCGUGACGAAAGGGAUGGCAACAAUGGGAGUUCUCAGUCACGCACCGUCGCUAUACCUCCGCAAAGGCGGGAGAGGCGACGGACUGUGACUGAGGUAUUUGCAUAG
Molecule: messenger RNA, 3308 nt
Organism: Suillus fuscotomentosus
Lineage: Eukaryota; Fungi; Basidiomycota; Agaricomycetes; Boletales; Suillaceae
Exons: 3
Coding region: 144-3308 (1054 amino acids)
Source: RefSeq, a predicted model, not a curated record